Molecule: messenger RNA, 1680 nt
Organism: Colletotrichum scovillei
Lineage: Eukaryota; Fungi; Ascomycota; Sordariomycetes; Glomerellales; Glomerellaceae
Exons: 1
Coding region: 1-1680 (559 amino acids)
Source: RefSeq, a predicted model, not a curated record
AUGGGUUCUACUACUACCAACCCUAUUGCCACAAUUACCAACAACUCGGGGUACGAUGUGGACAUGUACGAUGUCUUCAACCCCAGCACCGACCCAAAGACGCCAGGGCCUUUGACGUACACGCUACUUGGCACUGUACCAAACGGUACCGCUGCUAAGCAGGUACCAACCAUUCAUUUUGCCAGCCAAGUGCAGGCCAUGCUUACAGGCACCAUCAAAGCACUCAACGGCAAUUACUAUCAGCAAUUUCCUGUUGCCGUGCUGGCGGUUUCCCCUUUGGCAGAUUCAAACGCCUUCACUAUCACUAGUGACACGCAGCAAAGCAUGGUGGACUCCUUCAAGUUCAUCAAGUACGUGCAGGCGAAUCCAUCCUCGCAGCUAGCCACCGAAUUUCGCAAAGCCCUAGGCGACAAGAAAAGCCAGGAACAGGCGGUCAAUGACUUUUUCAAGGGAACCGGCAGCUUUCAGUCGUGCACGAUAACUUCUUGGACAGCAGUCUUGACCUGGCAAGCUCAGUUCACGAACCCCUGGCAGGGUACCUACUACCUCUACAGCCUGGGCAACGGCAGUAGCAGCAACUCCGGAACCACUUCGGGCUCAUCAGCCCCGGCUCUAGUAGCAACUCUGGCCAUUGCGGCUAGCGCAGCGGACUGCUCGGCAGUGCUGACAAUUGCUGGCACAAACGACGAGAAUACGCCGGUAGUGAUGGCAGGCGAUGGCACCAUGCAGGAGCAAAAUCAAGGCACUGGCAAUACAUCUGUGGCGCUGAAAACGAGCUGGCUUAACGUAGCACAGACCAGCCAACAGAAUGGCAAGACUGUGUCUAACUAUGUCAUCGGAGCUGCUUUCACAGGCACCAUCAACGGGGUCAAUGUGGCUGGCAACCUCAACCAGCUGGCCAUUCCAAGCCCUUCAAAGCAGUCGACGAGCGCCAAUGACAAGAACUCGGCGAACGGAUUUUCUCUUAACAGCCUUGAGGGCUUGGUUGGGAUGUUGACAAGCAUUGGCAUGCUGUACUAUAUGGCGAAGGACCACAAGCAGGCCGAGACGCAAACGAAAAACGAUGUGCAGAAAGAGGCAACCAGCAAGUCGGACGCGCAAGCAAGAGAGGCCAAAGUUAAAGCAGACUAUCAGGCCAUCGACGUACCUCAGGUACAGGCAAUGUCGGUGAAUGUGGAGCUCACUGUGGCAAACGUGCAGCAAGGCUAUAGGGAGGUCGGCCAAGCCCAAGACAUCCAAAACAAGCAAGACGCUGUACGAGAGCAGAGUGGCAAGCUACUAGAGGUACUAGAAGCCGGUGCCCCGUCAAAGGCUACAGAAACUGCGGCUGAAAACCUCGUAAAGGCCCGCAGCGGGCUUGAACAGGCGACAGACCUUACCGAGACUGCGGAUGCUCGAGAGACCGGUUUGACUAAUGCUUCUGCCACGCUCGCGGAAACGAGCGCCGACAUUCAACAGGCGCUGCAAGACGAGGGGAGCCAGCUUUCACAGGAUGAGGAAAAGGCACUGAAAGACACCCGGGAAGCACUGGACAAAGUUCAGGAGGAGGCCAAAGCCCAAGAGGAGAACCGAAAGGAGCAGGAAAAGCAGGACGAUAAUGAUCCGAGCGAAGAGGUAGAUGACAACCAAUUUGAUAACCCUGAGUCAGCGGACAAGCCUGACUUCGAGGGAGGGGAAUAA